AAAUUUUUAAGCGCGAUAUCUGGAUGAAGAGCGCGGUGGAUACCAGCAUGAUCAAGGAAAACCCAUGGAACAUACCCCCCAAUGCACCAGCAUGCAUGGAGAAGAACCUGUGCUCGGCGCAGUACAGAGCAGAUGGCACCCUGCUACUUGGUGCCUCCAGCCUCACUGGCAGGACCUGGCAGGGAUCUGUGUGGCUCUACAGUGACCCUGAGAAGGCCCCCAAUGAGGGAUUCUGCACGGCCGGUGUGCAGACUGAGGCUGGUAUCACAGAUGUCAAAUGGGUGUCCGAAAAGGGUGUUGCUGUUGCAUCAGACUCGGGUGCCCUGGAGCUCUGGGAGCUGGCAGAGGAUGAGCGCCUGCUAGUGAAUCGCUUCACCAAAUAUGAGCAUGACCAUAUUGUCACCACAGUGAGCCCCAUAACUGGAGCAAGUGGUGCUGUCACUGGGAGCAUGGACUGUCGAAUUAAAGUAUGGGAUCUGAGUCAGGAGACAGUUAUCACCACCUACAGUGCGCACUCAGGGCCAGUCACUUGUGUUGCCUGCAGUCCCUCAGAUGAGUCUCUCUUCAUGUCCUGUGGUCAAGAUGGCCGUGUGUUGAUGUGGGACAAGAGGAAGCCAAAUAAACCAGCCUCAAGAAUAGAUGCAGAUUCCCCCUACUGCUUGCCUACUACUGUAGUUUGGCACCCCCACCACAGAAGCACUGUUGCUUUUGGUGAUGAGCUGGGUAGAGUCAUUGUGAAGGAUUUUCUGGGGACAGAACGAGCCCAGGUGGCAAAUGUCCACAGCCGCAGAGUUAAUGGCCUCGCCUUCUCCACACAUAGUGCCUCCUUGCUGGCCUCCGUUAGUGAUGACUGUUCCCUUGCUGUUAUGAACACUCAACUGCAGGAAAUACUGAGAGAUCAGCGACACCAGGACUUUGUCAAAGGUGUGAGCUGGCUCCACGGUGGCUCCAACAGUCUCACAACUGUAGGCUGGGAUCAUCUUGUGCUUCACCACUCAGUGGAUUCUGCCGCUGGAGCUGCCAACUCAUCUUAGACCCAACAGAUGGUCAGACACACUGGAACAACACGAUUUAAACUUAAUAAACUUGGGUCUGACAUUCUAGACUGGACUCAAGGCUAGUUCCAGUAUAGGUCAUAAACCCCACCCCCUCUAUGGUAGUGGAUGAGAUGAGCCAAAAUAAACCUUCAAAGUACAAAUGACCUAAUUCAUUAGCUUCACUUUUAAAUAGUGGAGGGAAGUGGUGACGCAUUGUUCAUCGUAUAUACAAUCAAUGAGUUACACAGGUCUUUAUAAGGAAACACGUGGCAGGGUAUUGCUGCCAUUAUGAGAAAAAAAUUGCUCAUUAUCACGUUAUAAAAAGAAACAUUUCUCAUUGAGAUAUUGUUUUUAUGAGAUACUUUUAUGUUAAAACAUGACUUUUUUUUUCAUUAUAGCAACAUAUUGUAUAUUCCUGUUAUAAGGACAUAUUGUACAAAGUGAAACAUAUUCUAGUUUCAAAUUAUAGCCCAAACAAUCAUCUAAUAUGGCAACAAAGACUCUAGAAUGUAGCAUAUCAUUUCAACUCCCUAACAUGAGCCCUGCACAGCUUGUAGUGAGCGACGUCAGAGUGACUUUACUUGCUGUCAUUAAUGCUUGAAACAUGAUCGGGACAUGUGCGGGGUAUCGUGGCUCAUUCAUGUGCCUCUUUGUUCACCGAUAUGUAAAUAUUGUGCUUGGCUUUAUGUGUCUGAUCAGUGAUUCUCAAGGACCAGCUAGAGCGAAACCUAAGUGCAGUGCUGGCCGUUGUGUGGAAAGCUGGUAUAGGAGGUCGUUGAUGAGAGAGAGGCUGCUAAGCUGAAUGCAGCUAGGAGAGGUGGUCCAGCCAGCGUUUUGUGCGAUGCUCCCACACGGGGCAGGCCGAACUUGAGAAUAACUGUAGAAAUGAUCCACUCUAGUGUGUGUGUUUAUCAUAUUAGAUGGUUCUUCAGGGUGUAAAUUUGAAACUAUAUUUCAUUGACGUUGUCACAGUAUAUUAUGGGAAAAUACAGUAUGUCUUUAUAAGAAGAAAUAAACAGUAUUUCAUUGUGCAUGAAAAUAAAAUGUCAAUACUGUGGGGGGAAAGAACAAUCACUUUUUGUCCUGAAAGUGUCUCAUAAAAACAAGAAAGGUAUCUCUUUAUAACAAGAAACGUUUCUCAUUAUAACGAGAUAUUGAACAAAUACUUUUUCAACACACUGCUUUAGAAAAAUCGACUUUAGCUCGUGUAUUCAUAUUUUUAGAAACAGUGUCUUGCCAUCAUAUGACCAUUGUUGCAUUUGGGCCUGUCACUACAAAUGUUAUAAGAUGAACAUUCCCCAGAACACAGCUCUUCAGUUGUUUUAUGAGUAGUAGUUAUAUUUUCCCAUUAAUUAUGAGGGAUUGUAUAGAUACGUCCUUCGAGUCCAAAAGCUGAUAGAAAUAAAAAAGCUAAACAGAUCUUUGGCUCCAGCUGAGUUACUGCGUGUUUGAUUGUAUGAAGAGAUACCAGAGGUACAGUACAUACUGAGGUAUGACAUCAUGUUUAACUAGAUGCCGUUCAUUUCAUAUUGGAACCACAGAGCUCCUGAACCUUGAAAGAACUGGUUAAAUCCACAUUUGUUUUAAGGGAGAUGAUGUAACGUUAUUAUAACAUUGCAGAUCCAAGUCUAUGUUGGUGCUUCCCUUCUCUUUACCCCGAUUUAUAAUUUUAAGGACAGUGCUAUCAUGCCAUUUUGCUUUUAAAAAAAUCUCUCACAUCACACUAAAAACAGCAUGCUGGCUGCACAUUUGUUGACACAAGUCGUCUUGGGUUUUAUGUUGUUUCACUUUUUAAUAAAGUUUUUGUCCGAUU
This is a messenger RNA of Monopterus albus (swamp eel), 2850 nucleotides long. RefSeq names its product WD repeat domain 77 (gene wdr77). Gene Ontology annotation, cellular component: methylosome. The transcript is spliced from 10 exons. The record is from RefSeq and is a predicted model, not a curated record. Gene Ontology annotation, molecular function: protein binding. NCBI's taxonomy places the organism in Eukaryota, Metazoa, Chordata, Actinopteri, Synbranchiformes, Synbranchidae. Bases 24 to 1034 code for a protein of 336 amino acids. Gene Ontology annotation, biological process: oocyte axis specification.